Molecule: messenger RNA, 459 nt
Organism: Sphenostylis stenocarpa
Lineage: Eukaryota; Viridiplantae; Streptophyta; Magnoliopsida; Fabales; Fabaceae
Source: the annotation of a GenBank genome assembly
AUGAAGCGCAAAAUACUUCUGGUUUUUGAACCAAAGAAAAGUUUUUGCGAGCUCUCCGUAGUUAAUUUAGCAUGUGGAAGAGGGUCAUUAUCUGAGUACUGGUCCCGUAUGAAUAUCUUACAAGAAUCUUUCCUCAGAGAUAAUGGUGGGGGGAUAGCAAAACCCACUUGCUGCUGUACAAAUGCUGUGCCAAAGAGAGAACAAUUUGCUAAAAAGCCAAAAAUAUCCGAGCCAAAUAGGACUUCUGAUCGAAGUGGGGUUAUGGCAAACUGUUUUGUUUCUUAUGGUGGGGCUUAUACAGAGAAGCCCCACCUCUCGUGGGAGCCAUGUUCUCCAGGUACACAAAUACAUGGUACAAGGAUGUCAAUGUUGCCACUCUCAUCACGUGGACUAAUAAAGGGGUGGUUUUCAGGGUCCUUUGAUUACCAAUACGAAUCACCCAAAAAACUUGUUGGUUAA